This is a messenger RNA of Opisthorchis viverrini, 10880 nucleotides long. RefSeq lists its product as hypothetical. Gene Ontology annotation, biological process: phosphatidylinositol phosphate biosynthetic process; GPI anchor biosynthetic process. Lineage: Eukaryota; Metazoa; Platyhelminthes; Trematoda; Opisthorchiida; Opisthorchiidae. Gene Ontology annotation, molecular function: 1-phosphatidylinositol-3-phosphate 5-kinase activity; phosphatidylinositol N-acetylglucosaminyltransferase activity; ATP binding. Gene Ontology annotation, cellular component: endosome membrane; glycosylphosphatidylinositol-N-acetylglucosaminyltransferase (GPI-GnT) complex. The transcript is spliced from 44 exons. The record is from RefSeq and is a predicted model, not a curated record. The coding region runs from base 1 to 10650 and encodes 3549 amino acids.
AUGGAGGAUACGGCACGGUACGUUACUUUGGGAGAACCCGAGUUCGAGAAAAAAGACCGAGGUGGUGGAUUUUUCCGGAAAUUUCUGGCGAAAUUUAAAAGUUUGUAUAGACUUAUAUUCCUAACGUUCUUAUUAGUGUAUGAUGGGGAUGUUUCAGUGCAGAAGUUCAGUUGUCCGCCGAACGUAGACAGUCAAUCGAUUGAUGAGAGGAUGUUCAAAAUACGCUCAUCCAAACGCACGGAGAGUUCCGACACAUGGUCUGACACGACGUCUGUACAAGAAUCAAAUACGGAAACACAACCCUCUUUAACGCCAUCCAGUUCCACAUCUCAUGGAUCCAAUAUAACACCAUCACGGCGAAUACACAUGCCCUUCAAUCUGAACGCCGCCGCCAUUUCCAGCCUCGCCGAGACCAGGCUGUCAGAUGACCGACGAUAUUGGAUGCUGGAUGAGAGUUGUCGUCAUUGCUUUGAGUGUGGUUCUCGGUUCAACGCCAUUCGUCGGCGUCAUCACUGUCGCAUCUGUGGGCGCAUUUUCUGCCAUCAAUGUAGUAAUCAGAGUUCCGACACAUGGUCUGACACGACGUCUGUACAAGAAUCAAAUACGGAAACACAACCCUCUUUAACGCCAUCCAGUUCCACAUCUCAUGGAUCCAAUAUAACACCAUCACGGCGAAUACACAUGCCCUUCAAUCUGAACGCCGCCGCCAUUUCCAGCCUCGCCGAGACCAGGCUGUCAGAUGACCGACGAUAUUGGAUGCUGGAUGAGAGUUGUCGUCAUUGCUUUGAGUGUGGUUCUCGGUUCAACGCCAUUCGUCGGCGUCAUCACUGUCGCAUCUGUGGGCGCAUUUUCUGCCAUCAAUGUAGUAAUCAGUUUGUUGAAGGCCAUCAGAUUGGUAUGUCAGGUCUGCAGCGCGUGUGCAGUUACUGUGCGCGUGCUCUUCCCUCAACAUCCUCACUGACUCUGUCUCGUGUUGGAUCCGCAAAACACGUCAGUUGGUCCCCACGGGCAAUCGAAGCUUGCGCUGGUACUGUUUCCGUUUCUGCCGUCCAUGACAAUUCAACAUCAAGCCCAUUGUCCGCGGAUGCCACACUCUGUCGAGCAACUGUUGACGAGCAGCUCAACGCGACUCUUGAUUGUUCCACAGGGACCCAGUUAACUCCAAAUACUGAGGAUUUGCUUGGCUUCGGGAGGUUGCUUUCGCCCGCUGGACUCAGAAAACAGUCCGCCCCAGUCCCAACCAUGUCCAGUGGAUCCGUUGGGGGCCGAAUCAAUAGAGUUCAGAGUGCUCGUUCACGACCAUCAGUCGUUGGUUCCAGCACACUGUCCAACACACCACACCAACUUACCGGCCCCUGCGGGCGAGCCACAUCUGAUGCUUCGGUAAUGACAUCAUUGGGCGAUCUUCCACAGAGCGUCUGUGGUGAUGCGUCCCACAGUCACGACAGCCUAGAUGAAGUUUACAUUCGUGACCUGUGGUCGCGGAUGCUGGGCACCUAUUUGGCUCAUCGUGUGGACAAUCCAGUAUUGCCACCACCCCAGCAGUCAACAGCGCACAAGGACGGAAGACUGGACGCGGAGUCCUUCGAGCUGACAGGCCUGGGAUUGAAUCCAAGAAUACUGCAACUGGUUACAGUGGUUCACAAUGACAAGACAAUCUACUGCAUUUCCGGACUCAGUUUGGUCUAUUGGUUAGCAUCAAAUGUGCCGGAAGUACAGCGGUGCAGAGAAAUGGCCCGCCCGAUUUGUCAGCGAUUUAUGGACUUAUCGCUAUUGGUGCCACUGGGCGACCCAAGCCUUCAAGAGUUCCGCGAUGACUUCACUCCAUACGAAGUCAGACAGGUGCGUCUUUCAUUGACAAGCGUAUGCCGUGCCUACCAUAUCCUCAUAUAUGGGGGUGGCGACCAAAACUCUGCCCUCUUAUCACAGUGGCCGUGUUUUUUUUUGUUUCAGAUGGGAUCUGUAUCCGUCGAAUUCACGCAGAAAGGUGACCGUCGCCUUUCGUGGCCGCCCUAUGCCGGACCUCGUCUGCCCUACUCGUCCAGAUUUGCCAAUUUCGGUUUGGAUGAACCAGAUUGGCUUCGUGAGAUUGCAGACGGAACCGAGUUCGAUAAGCCAUUACCUUUGGAUACACUUCAUACAGGAUUAGAACGAGCAGUUGACGGGGCCUCGGAAGGUGCUUCGACGCAUUCGGCCCCUGUACUAGCGGAAUCAUCGUCUUUCGAGGUUGGCGAAGACGUCCGAUUGAUGAACUACGCCACGGACGAUAGCACACCUCUUCCAGCUGCUCCAUCGUGCGGCUUAAAAACUAUUUUGUCCUUGUACGGAUCGGAAACCGACAUGUCCAGUACUCAACCGUUUUCGCGUACUCGAUCUUCCACCAUCCCAGCAAAGCCGCCUUCCAAGCAAAUGGCUGGAACUACAGACUUGGGAGCAACUGUCAAAAGGGCAUUUCAUUCACAUAUCCAACGUUUUGUUACACAAGACGCACGUGACAAUCAUCUUGAUUUAAGCUGGGUCCCUGUGCUGAUCGAUCUCGCACACGCGGUUUGCGAUGUCGUCAGUUUUGAUAUUCGAUCUAGUGGUCUUCGACCCUCGGUGAAAACCGUCAGCGGAAGUGCAUCAGAGGCAAGUUCCAACACCUCUCGACGUGUCUAUUCGACGAUGGAUAUUCGAUACUACGUUCACAUAAAAAAGUGCCUAGGAAAACAGACCUAUUCGACGAUGGAUAUUCGAUACUACGUUCACAUAAAAAAGUUGCUUGUCGAUUCGAAUCAGGAGUCAGAAAUAUUCCCUGGCGUGAUCUUCACCAAGCGAGCUGCGCACAAAUUCAUGUCUAACCUGAUCAACGAACCGCGAAUUCUUCUGCUCGCUUCGUCGAUUGAUUAUCAACGGAUGCCAUCUAAAAUAACAUGGUUGGAGUCGCAGAUUAUGCAGGAGGAAGAGUAUUUGUCCAAUUGUGUCAGCAAACUGCUAGCACUUCGACCGAAGGUGAUCAUCGUCGGCGGGAGCGUUAGUCAUGUGGCGAAAACACUGCUUCUGAAGGCCGGUAUCACACUGUUCUGCAAUGUGAAACAGUCCGUGCUAAUUCGGAUCGCACGCAUCACCGGCGCUGACAUUCUGGAAUCAGUGGAUCGACUGAUUAGCACCAACGUUCCAAAAAGUGGCAACGCAUCGCAACGUGUGAACACUCCUCAGCUGGGUGUUAGUCAACAGCUAAAGGUGGAACAGACAAUGCUUCCAAAUGGCUACUCAAAAUUCCUAACACUGAUCAAGAACGCUUCAAAAGACUCCGUCACCGCCUUAAACUCGACACCUUCGGAUCCUUCCUCCCAGUCGGCCAGUCGCUAUACCACAGCCGAGGCAACAGUCCUUCUGCGUGGGUCCGAUCUGGCGGUACUAAAUCGGGCAAAGCGUUGCCUCAUGUUCACUCUAUACCUGUGCUACAACAGUCGUCUGGAGCAGAGCUAUGCGGCGAACGCGUUCAUCUACCAUCCGGUUGCAGUACGCUCAAUUGGACUCUAUUCAGACUGCGGUGUACUUCAUCAGCGUCAGGCUUCCACCGGCAGUUCGGCGGCACCGGUCUCAGACGAUCCAACCAAACAGGAGGACUCAAAUCCACCCAACCGCGACGGAAGUCCCCUCCGGUUAUCCACUCUCCUCGAUAAUCGACUGUUUGAUAUCUCCCCGAGUGUGACUGUUCCCCCUCCAUUCCUCGCAUCCACAGACGGUCAGGUGGCUCCGCUUGCUGCUUAUUACACGUAUGUGAUCGAAUGGCCGUUUGGGCGUCGAUUGAAUGACCUGCUGAAACGGAAGGCUAAGGUUCUCCGUUCAGAAUUAUACGUACUAGAGCAGAUGAAACGUCUUCAGAAAAUCCAGUGCACAGAAUGGUCAACUAAUGGGCUUCCGGAAUUCUUGACUUGUAAUUUGAAGUCACGUUCAACCGAAUUGAUCAAACUUCUGACCAACUGUCCGGCGAAGCGAUCCCAACUGCACAACUGCGGUGUAAUGGAUAAAAGCAUAAAUCUGAACGCGUUACUGAUGUCGGAGACGUUACAACCGGAAGAUGAAACCGCGUAUGUGAUGUUCAAAGCUCGGGCUUUCACAACACCAUACAAUGAUAAUGAGAGAAAUGUCUUACGCAACCCCAGGAGCUUUGCUACUGACCUCUUGGAGUUGAUGUCCGUGGGAAAGGACACCUUGAAGUCCGUUCGACAGAGUUUCUUGGGCGUUGUUCAGCAACAGUUGCAUCAGCAGCAACAGCAGCAGUCUGGCAAGGCGGCAGUCGGCAAACCCUCCGGUUCAUCAGACGCACCUCCUGCAGUUAGUCAUAACGAAUUACAGCAAGUUAAACAUUUGUCCGGGUUUGUGGCUUCUACGUUUAGCCCUUUCAAGUAUUCUGGUGACGUUAAUGGCCAAGAUUACCCUGCUGAAGUUCUACGUGGAUUGGAGUUUACAGCACUGUCGUACGGGCCGCUGAAUCUCAGAAUGAGGGACUUUAACUGUCGAGAGAAGCUACAUGCCCCUUCUGGCGAUCCAGUUACCCCCACGGGGGAAAAACUCCUCUUAGAUAAUGUCAUCCUUCACUAUCGCCUUCAACGAAGCAUUCUGGACCCUCGUUCACAACAGUGGUUCAGUUUCCUGACAACACUUUUCAGCUUCAAAUCUCCACUCUGGCCAGAGCCAUGCGUCCCCCCAUGGAUCGCUUCGGUCGAAUACUACGGACCGCAAGAUUUACCACUUGGUCUAUUUUUGGAAAAAUGUUGCUUUUCACAACAACCGUGCCGCCAUCCACACUGCAAUUGGCCAAUGAUUGAACACAUGCAACCGUUUGUUCAAACCGCUGGUGCGGUUCAACUAUACAUUCGGAAACUUCCGCAAGAUCCACCACGUCCAACCUGUUGCUCCCCAUCGGAAUCGUCAAACACGCGUCCGGAUAGCCGCAUUCUGAUGUGGCUUGCCUGCACCAUAUGCGGAACCAACUCGCCCACUGUGUUCAUGUCCGGUGACACAUGGCACUAUUCGUUUGUUAAGUUUUUAAACUUGCUGAUCAACACUCCGUCUGAAUGGGGACGUUGUGCUAUACGACCACUGUCGGCGAAUAACAAUGCGCCGGAAUCUUCCACCGUUCCGUUUCGUCAGGACGACCGAACUCCUUCGGUCGCGGGUUGCCAGCUAGCCUGUCCACAUUCAGCACACAAAGCGCUGCAACACUGUUUUUGUUUUGAUCGUAAAGUCGCUGUGUUCAGGUAUCAGCCGACUACAGUGUACGAACUGGUCAUGCCACCAAACGAGGUUUAUAUUCAUCCGUCCGCGGCGCAGGCAGCGAUUUCUCGCCUUUCGUCUUUGCUGCAACAUGACUCUGUCAAACUACGCACUGGAUCCACCGAGUCGAAUCCACCCAGAGAGGAAACACGAUGUAGAAAUUUGAAGCCUGGUGGCCAAGUGACAGACCUCGAAGCACCGAUACCAGCGUAUUUGCGUGAUGAGGCCCUCGAAAUUCUAGAAAAAUACUAUCACACUUACGCGGCCGUCAAAGCUCAUCUAAUCACUCUACAGCAAGACAAUUUGAAUCCCGAGUUCACUCCCCUACUACAAAGCUACAUCCACUUACUCCAGACACACUCUCGUCGAAACCACAUGGAAAUUCGGGCAGAAUUGCUCACCUAUCUGAUCAACACAAAAGUCGCAGAUGCCGCUCGUGCUGGUGGAGCGAAUCCCUCAACCGAGUCGGCGGACCUACCUUUCCCAACUACCAGAGCGCUUCAGUCCGCGGCUGUUUCAGACACUCAUGUUACGGAACAAGAAACCCAGUCAAUAUAUUCCGUCGACUAUUUGCGGGCAACCAGUGGUUCGGUACUGUCGCGCAUGACAACGGACAUUGCAUUAUCCGAUGAUGACUCAGUCGAUUAUUUGGAACCUCCGAUUUUACGUGUAAAAUUUGCCACCUCAACUGUGCAAGGAGAAUCAACAACGUCCGCACCAGCCGGAAACGAUCGUUCAGAUCCUAUCCCAGUCGAAGAUUCCUCGACAACCUGGUCCAUUCUUCUAUCCACUGUGACUUUGAGUGAGUUCUGUAGCGCUAGAGACUUCUCUCACGACCGAACGCUGCUACAUUGUUCAGAAUCUGAUGAACGACCUCAAACGUUGGAUCUACGGUUUCGUGGCGUGUUGGAAUUCAAAGUAAGCUUUGAGACUUUUUCGUUCAGUAACGCAGCAAAACACUGUUUCACUGUUCAUGGCAAAACUUUUACCAUGUUUCGUGAAUUUUCAUACGAGUUGUAUGUGGUCGCGGAUUGUGUAGAACUCACAUCCACAUUACGUUCGCUUAAACAGUCGUCCUCCUGUCAUGGCGCAAUUAUUCCAGUAACGAGUACCGAUAAGACUGUUGCAAUCCACUCAGGGAUUUGGCGGUUCAAAAUUGGAUUAGAGGACGAAUUUUCUGAUCGGAACGUCCGUGGUUCGAGUCCGACCUCCGCCUCUCGACUCCCCCUGUCUAUGCUUGGGCAACUUGGCAUUAUCCCAGCCCUCUUGUUGGUAUCUUCUGUUGGUACCGAAAAGGUGGUACAGCUGAACUAUUUUCUCGUCCAAGAUACGUCGUUGAUUUGUUUUUCGUUCCUUUUUGAAUCCAGUUUCUUGUGGACGCUUACAUCUAUUCUAUCCUAUUUCUUCCCCUGCUCACAAACAGAUUAUGGCAGUGAUGCUUCAGUCAACCAGGAUACCAACCUACCUGACGUUGAAAACGAUACUGCACACCUGCGGGUUCCCAAGCCGGCUGUCAUGGUCUCACCAGAUCCAACUUCCGAACAGAGUUGUUCGGACAUUCUGAUGCUUUCGAGUGAAACGUUGGGGAGUAGCCUUCCCGCAGAAACCUCCGUUCACGGUGGUAAUCUUGGUUCCCAAGAUCUAUUGUCCGUACACACUCAAGAGGAUGAUGGUGAUGCAACGUCUGCUAAACCGGUCCAUUUGCCCACGAAAACGAAAAAUCCGUUGCACAUCCUAGAUCCACUGAACUUAAAAGGUAGCGUACCGGGUGGAAUGAUAAACUUUUUGUCCUACUCUUUUUCACUGUCAUUCUGUGUUGAAAUUUCGAUAUGUCUGUUCCAUUUUCCGACAGUUAUUUACAACCCCCUGGAAUCAGCCCAUUCCACUAGUAACCCUGGCUCUCCCGUAAUGAACGGAAGGAUGACCAGCCCCAAAGUCGCAGAAAUGACGGUUCUGGCUGCCGCCUCCGCUGCCACAGUCCCCCUGAAUGCACCCUCAGGUGUACGUCGCUUCAUUCACACUUUGCUCCCGUCCAAUAACGAGGCCAAGAUCUUCGAUGACCCCUUUCCGCCCAAUGAACAUCCGCAACUCAGUUUGUUUGGCGAAAUUAGUUCCUGCUCUAUUUUUCAACGAUCACGGUACCCUUCAGCCCUUUUGGAUGGUGCUGAUCGGGAUCCACGGUCGUUGGACUAUCGACAAAGCUUGAUUCAACAUCUUCGGUUGGCCGCGCCGGACGUCUAUGUGAACGAUCACGAAUUGACCUCUAUCGUGGCCUAUGCGUUGUCCACUACCGAAUACGAGCGCCACUUAGUCGAUCUACACACCGAAGCAACCAGUCGGAAUUCGGUGAACGCCUCACUUCAGAUGGGUCAAUCGGCUUUGUCCGAGUUGGGGCCAACCUCCAAAGACGGCGUUUCUACAGCCACAUCGAUGGGCAACCGGCCCACUUGUUUAGACAAAGCGGACAAAAGCGCCUCGAAUAUGGUGCAGGUGCCUGUUUCCGCAUGCCACCCACCUGACCAGCCGAACAAAGAUGAAGGUGCGAAAGGACGUGUCACCUCGUCCACUUUUGUGAUCUCCCCUACCCCCAGUGGUUCCUCAAAAAACCUCACGUCGGUGCAACCCGCAUCCUCCCCGCCACCCAAUCCCCUGCCUGGGACACAGGCUUCAACUGGCACUCUUCCCGUAGCUGGCGAGAAAGUCCCGCAGUCAGCAUGUAACCGUCAUAUUAAAAUUCAAUUCUCCGACUCGACCACCAAUUUCUUCUGCUGUAUUUACUACGCAUCCGAAUUCUUCCGGUUACGACAGUUGUUGCUGCCACAAGGAGAUAUCAGUUUCAUUCGUUCACUGUCACGUUGCUUUCAAUGGAACGCUCGUGGUGGGAAAUCCGGGUCCUUGUUCAUGAAGACUUGUGAUGAACGCUUUGUUGUCAAAGAAUUGUCUGGAAUCGAAAUGAAGACGUUCCAUGAAAUCUCCCAGCAAUACUUUGAUUACCUGAUUGGAGCUGCCCUGGAACAGCGGCUUUCUGUCCUUUGUCGGAUUCUCGGAAUAUUUCAUGUCGGUUUCAAAAACUCGCUGUCUGGUGAAGCACAUCGGUUCGAUGUCCUGGUGAUGGAAAAUCUAUUUUUCGACCGAACUCAACUGGCCUUCAUCUAUGAUCUGAAAGGCUCAUUACGCAAACGUCUGGUGGAUGAAGCUAGCGCCUUUAAAACACCUCAAAAUGGGGAUGCUUCCACAGGCCGACCCGUUGCAGACAAUCGCCAAACACGUACGGACACAGUGCAGUUUGGUAACUCUCAACAACAACAACUGGCGCAGACCGGACGCCAUCAGACUGCGAUCCCCAAUUUGACAUACAAGAAGAGUGUUCCCGUGCUCCUGGAUCAGAAUCUGUUGAACGCUUCUGUUGAUGGUCCAUUGUAUUUACGCGUACAUUCAAAAAACGCUCUAUCCCAUUGCCUUUUGAUGGAUACCAAUUUUCUGGCCGACUUGUUCCUCAUGGACUAUUCGUUGUUGGUUGGUGUGGAUCCGUCCACCAAUCAGUUGGUGAUCGGCCUGGUGGAUUACCUCCGGAAAUUCACCUUUGACAAACGAAUGGAAAUGAUGAUCAAACAGACCAUCUCGAGUGCCCAGGCCCCUCCGCCAACCAUCCUCACGCCGGAUUUGUAUCGUGAACGAUUUCUGGUCCAGAUGGAUAGCUACUUCCCGCUUGUUCCGGACCAGUGCCUUCUGACGGAUGGAGAUGACCCAAGGGGUGAGAUGGCUCAGCGGUUAGAGCGCGAAUUCGCUGACCGGAAGGUUCCUGGUUCGAACCCGACCUCUGCAUCUCGACUUCCCCCGUUUAGUCUUGGGCAACCUGGCAUUUACUGUCCAGCGAUGUCCUACGAUUACCUGAACUGGCCCAAAAAACACGAGAACAAGCUGAGUAUAGCAAUGGCCUGUGACUUUUUCUUUCCCAAUGUUGGUGGUGUCGAGACACACAUCUACUCCUUGGCUCAGUGUCUCAUUCGUCGAGGUCACCGAGUAAUUGUGAUCACGCAUAGCUACGGUCCGGUGGGUAAACAGCGCCAGAGUGUUCGUUACAUGGGACGGGGACUCAAAGUGUACUAUCUUCCAUUGGUACCUUUCUAUCGACAAACCAUCUUCUUCACUCUAUUCGGUACCCUACCGAUCAUUCGAGAGAUCCUCAUCCGGGAACAAGUGGAUCUGCUUCAUGGACAUUCGUCAUUCUCUGACCUUGGUCACGAGGCCAUUUUGCACGCUCAGAGUCUGGGAAUCCGGACGGUAUUCACGGACCACUCACUGUUCGGAUUUGCCGACCUAUCCUCUGUCACAAUGAACAAAGUGGUGGAGAGUGUGCUGUCUGCUGUGGAUCACGUGAUCUGUGUGUCGCAUACUUGCAAAGAGAAUACCGUAUUACGGUCCAAGUUGGACCCGAAUCGAGUGUUUGUAAUCCCCAAUGCCAUAGAGUCAUCUCAGUUCACACCGGACCCCACAGCCAAAGAUCCAAACUUCGUCACUGUGGUCAUCGUCAGCCGCCUGGUUUAUCGUAAAGGCAUCGAUCUUCUGGUCGCCAUUAUUCCCCCAUUGUGCACCCUAUUCCCUGAGGUCCGAUUUCUAAUUGGUGGCGAUGGACCGAAGCGCCUUGAUUUGGAAGAGGUGCGCGAACGACACCAUUUACACUCGCGUGUCAAGCUGCUUGGCAGUUUGAAGCCCUCGGAUGUUCGCGGAGUUCUCAUCCAAGGUGAUAUAUUCCUAAACACCUCCCUGACCGAAGCAUUUUGCAUCGCGUUGUUGGAAGCGGUUUCUUGUGGCCUGCUAGUUGUCAGUACCUCGGUUGGUGGCGUCCCCGAAGUUCUCCCAGACGAAUUUGUCAGACUCGCUCCAGUCCGUCCAUCCGAUCUGGCCAAGUGCCUGGCCGAAGCUAUUCGUGAGGUACUCCAGCAACGUCGAAGCGUUACAGUUUCUUCCUCGCGAACCACUUCCUUGGUCACACCCAUCGACCCCUCAGUUCAUGCCUCGCCCGAUUCAUCCCCAAAUACACCCCUGUGUGAAACUCCCACAGAGCGCGCUUGGCGUAUGCACAACUGGGUUAAAAAUGCCUAUUCUUGGCCUCAAGUGGCCAGACGAACUGAGAAGGUCUACUACUCGGCAGUCGCGAGAGAGAAACUGACUUUUGAGCAGCUGAUAGAGCGACUGUCACAGCGAGGGGGGUUAACCGGUCCCACUCUGGUCGUCCUCGCAUGGAUCCACUGGCUGUUCCUUCAGUUCCUUUGUUGGUGGCGUCCAGAGCAUACUAUCAGUAAAGUCCCCUAUCUGGCCUACCCGGUGGAAGACACGGUCGAUAUCUCCGUCGACAAGCGGGCCGGUGACUCCCUUCACUGAGUUUAGCUUUUUGAAGCUAUUUUUUAAUUCUCUAACUUAUCUGUGAUACUACCGGUUUCCCACACAACAACCAUGGUCGUUCACGACUUCUCUGCCAUUCUUCUCACCUAUUUUUGCGUUCGGUAUUUUUUGCAUUUGCCAGUACACACCCGUAACUUCCCCCCUAUUCAGCAGUUCACCGUUCACCUGUAAUGUAAUUUUUCAUAAUUUUACGGAAUUAUAUAAUUUUG